UACUUCUUUAAAUAUAUACAAAGAAGAUAGGAAGGGAGAUAAUUGCCAAAAAGUUAGGAAUUGAAAAAUGAUAGCCUCCCUUGAACAAUUAGUGCAUGAAAAAGGAAGUAAAAUUUCCAUUUUCGAUUUUAAAAAGUCAAGAUAAUUAAAAACAGUAAAACAAGGGCAUUUACAAAUGGAAACAGUAGAUAAAGACUUUUCUGCUUUGAUGUUACUGUGAACAAAAGCAAAGAAUGUCACUUUUUAAUCGAUCUGAUGGACUAUAAUACUAAAUACUUCAUAGGAUCUUUUAUUUGUAUAUGUGAUAUUUGAUUAAAAUUGUUCAUCUCAUCUUCUACCAGAGAUGGAAUCUUCGAAAGCAUUAGAUACAUUAACCAGAGUGUUUGCUGUAACCUACAAAGUGAUUUUAGUAACCUUUAUUUUUACCACACACUGAAUUAAAAAAAUUCUUUGAUCAGGUGUGAGCCAUACAACAAAAAGGAAAAUGUAUUCGCUAAUACUGACAAUAGCAUGGGUGUUUUCAUGUAAUCGGAUAUCUGAUGAAAUUUUUUCAUCUUAUCUUCCACCUGAGAUGGUAUCUUUGAAAACAUUAGAUACAUUACAAGAAUAUGUUAUAUACACAGUGAUUUUAGUAACCAUAAUGUACUCUGAAUCAAAAUAUUUCUUUGAUCUGGUCACAAAACGUGCUGUGAGGCAAUUAUCGCUAAUACUUACAGUACAUGUGAUUGCAUGUUAUCUGAUACUUGAUGAAAAUUGUCCAUCUUUUGUUCUAUCUGUGAUGGAAGAUACAAAAACCAGAGUGUUUGCUAGAUUCUACAAAGUGAUGAUUUUUGGAACCUUUUUUUUUCAAGCUACUUUCGAUGCCUUUAUAAAACGCUUUGAUCAGGCCACAAAACCUGAUAGGGCUCCCAUGGAAACGAAAUGGACAAUAUAUACCGGUAUACAACAUGUACAGUUAUGUGUACAUUUGAUGUCUCUCUUAAACGCAUCAAAUGAGAAAAAAACCGAAUUGUAUGUCAGAAUCCUCAAAGUUAUUUUAAGAUACUUAAUGUUUGCAUCAAGUUUCGAUGACUUAAAAAAUUUCUUUGAUCAGGUCACAAAACCUGAUGUGAGUCAUACAACAAAUAGGAAAAUAUUUCUGCUAAUACUAGAGUUUGUGACGUUUGUAUGUUUUGCGAUUUUAUUUCCAAUGAGAGUUAUUUUUGGAGUUGUAACCAUAAAGGUACUGAAAAAAGACUUUGCAAGAAUCAGGAGCGAAUACAGAGUGACAGCUCUAAAGGGAAUUACAAGUGAAAGAUCACCUAGCAAAUACAGAAAUAUUUCAAAUGAGGGAGUUGUAAUAAAAUCUUUUGAUGGUUUACCAAGAAGUCGUCACAUACUCUCUGACAUACGACCAGGAAAUGCAAAACAAUUCAAGAAAGCUCAUGACAAUACGCUAUCAGAGCAAAUGGUUAACAACAUGUCAGUGAAAAUGAAGUCAGUUGGGGCUUUCUUAUCAAGCAAUUUUGUAAUAGGAACCGUAUUUAGAGUGGGGAGUAAAUAUGUAAUGACAGCUUUGCAUGUUGUGAAGAGAAUUACAAGUUUACCAAGAAGUCUACGGGAUGGAGUCUCUAAUAUACGACCAGGAAAUGCAAAUAAAUUCAAGAAAGCUCAUGACAAUACGCUAUCAGAGCAAAUGGUUGAUAAUAUGUCAGUGAAAAUGAAGUCAGUUGGGGCUAUCAUAUCACGUAAUUUUGCAAUAGGAACCGUAUUUAGAGUGGGGAGUAAAUAUGUAAUGACAGCUUUGCAUGUUGUGAAGAGAACUACAAGUUUACCAAGAAGACACACAGAUGGAAUCUCUGAUAUACGACCAGAAAAUGAAAAUGAAUUCAAGAAAGCUCAUGACAAUACGCUAUCAGAGCAAAUGGUUGACAACAUGUCAGUGAAAAUGAAAUCAGUUGGGGCUGUCGUAUCAAGCAAUUUUGUAAUAGGAACCGUAUUUAGAGUGGGGAGUAAAUAUGUAAUGACAGCUUUGCAUGUUGUGAAGAGAAUUACAAAUCCUAAAGAACUGUGCAGUAUUGCAGAUACUGACUGGUCCAAGCUUGAUGACCCAACUGUGUAUAUCACAUUUGCUGGAACUGUGAUGGACCUCCGAAGACCAAUAUUUCACAUUAAACCAGACGUGAUUUACAUGAACAAACAGCUAGACAUUGCAGUUCUAGAACUAAGCACUGCAAAAGAUUUGCCAAGAAGCCUAACAUUAAGUAAAGAUAUGGGGAAAAGGAAAUGCGUAAGCAUAAUUGGAUUUGGACAACCCAAUGAUUCCAGGAAACGACUGGAUGCGAACUGUGAAGUUCUGAACAUUAACCAUAUAAUUACAACCAUUGACAAUUAUUUCAAUGCAAAUCCAAGUGUCUUGCAACUAAAUGGACUUCAACCUGGUGGCAUAAAAGGUGAAUACAUUGAAUUACAUAACACUGAUAUGUUUCCUUGCCACACAUCUUUUGAACAUGGUUCAUCAGGAGCACCUGCUAUAGAGGAUAAUGAGGUUGUAGGAAUAUUGGUGAAAGGAAUACCAGCCAUUUACUAUAACCUGAGAGAUUCUUCUUAUUUUACAGCCAGUGGUAUUGACAAGUUACCUAAAAACUUGAUGUUUGAGCUCUGUAUCAAACCAGAGAGUAUCUUCAAUCAUAUGCGCUCCGUAGUACCAAUGCUAGCUGUGGAUUUAUUUGACUGAAAUGGGAAAAUAUUUUGAUAUGUUAUUUUGUGAAAUGAAGGCAUAGAUGAAUGUGAUAAGGUACUUUCAUUAACUUUCACAAGUAUAGGUCAAAAGUCGUCAAAGGAACAGAUUCAAAAGUGUUUCAUUGAGAGCUUAGAGCUUCAAACACACUCAAACUAAAAUAAAUAAAUAUAAAAUAAAGUCAUCUCUGUGUUUUAAGUGCAAAUGAUUCUCUCUUUUUUUUUGUUAUUGACAUGCCUAUAGUGUUAGCGCGCCAUGAAACCUUGUUUGUAUGACGGAAAUCAUGAAAUGACAUCACAUUAAAAGCACGCUUUGCAAUGGCGUUUUUACAGUCACAACAGAGGCACAGGCUUGUGAUAAACAUGUAUACUUUGUUUUCAUUGCUACUUGAGGCAGACACAGGAACUUUAUAAAGCAAAUAUGGUGUGUCCAUAUCUCAAUCCAGGAUAGUUUUAGUUUCUAAGCUGAGUAUACACACAUGCAUCUUGUAAUAGAAAUUGCUCUUUCUUGUUUUUAUUAAUGCCUUUCACUCUUUAACAAUGAUUUUGAUUUUACUGUGAUAAAUGCAUUUAAUAAUAUCAUUUGUAUUUCAUUUUACAAGCCUUUACAUCUUUACCUUACAGGAAGUUACAUCCAUGUAGUCUUUUGCUAUUGUUAUUGUUUGGUAAUUUUGACCUGAGAUAUUUGAAUAUUCAAUGACCUUUGGUCCGGUAUUAUCAGAUUUUGUAAUUUUAAUGUAUGUUGUUGAAUAAAUAAACUUAGAAUAACCAGCUUAAGACUUAACUUACAAGCCUUAGUGACAUAAAGGUACAAGACUUCCAGUUGGUUUCAAAUUGAAAAUUGUAUGUUUCAAUCACAUGAAUUUUUUCUAUGUUUUCUUGUAUGAUUUUUUUUAUAUUUUGCAAAAUUUAAAUAAUCCUUUUUGUUUUUGACAUGCCUAUAGUGCUAUGCUUUUAUUUAACAUGCCAUAAUGCUGUGUUUGUAUGACGCAAAUCAUGAAUGACAUCACAUUCAAAUAUAUGCACGGCCUUGCAAAGGAAUUUUUACAGAGUCACAAAAGCGGCAAUGGGUAAUUGAUAAACAUGUAUUCUAUGUUUUCAUUUUCACUAGAGGCAGACACAGAAACUUUAUGAAGCAAAUAUGGUUUGUCCAUAUCUCAAUUUAACUUGAGGAUCCAGGAUUGAGUUAGUUUCUAAGCUGAGUAUACACACACAUGCAUCUUGUAAUAAAAAUUGCUUCUUCUUGUUUAUAUAAUGCCAUUCACUCAUAUUUUGUAAAUUAACAAUACUGGACUUUUGUAAACAUGGUUUUGAUUUUUAUGUGAUAAAAUGCAUUUAUUAUAGCAUUUGUGCUUCAUUUUACAAACUGUAUUGAUCUGUUAAAUCUAUAAGUAAUUUAGUAUGUUUGUAGUCUUUUACUUAUAUUAGCAAUAUUAUUUAAUAACUAAAUAAUGCAUGGAGUAUAUACCAAUCAUUUAAAUAACAAUUCAUUUAUGUUAGUUUGUUUGUAACAAUGUUUAUCUGGUUUUUAUGUUUUCAAGACAUUUUCUUGUGAUAUCUCAGGAGUCGAUUUUACUGAAUAACUAACCAGUAAAUAACAAUUUGUCCACAAGUGACUGACUACAUGAUUUCUGUAUCAGCAGUGACGGACUCAUGACCCAUUAGACUCGAUGUCAGUGUCAGAGAAUUUAAUUUAAUGUCACAGAGAAAUUAUUCCUCCCUCGCUCGAAGAUCGCAGCCAGCGACCUUGAUUUCUAAUCCAAUGCUCUCGCUAUUUAGAUAUGUGGGAAAACAACUAUAUAGAUAAUGACGAUUUUUGUAGAUUGCAACACUACAAUAAUAAGGGAACUAUUGGUUAUGCACAACUACCUUUUCCUUCAGGAACUUUUAAAAAUUAUUUCAUAAUAAAAGGGCUCUUAGCAAUGAUUUACGCACGCAGUCAAACUUAGACUUUUUUCUCAAAAAGGUAAAGAAUAAGCAAUUUGGAUCUUUAACUCUUAUAAUCAAAUCCUCAUGAACAUUAUCCAGCCAGUAUGAAAAACAAAAUCGCUGUAUAGAUAAUAGGGCAAUAUAAACGUCUAAUGCUUAAUGAAACAAAAAUCACAUUUUGAUAGAAGUCGUUUCAUAUAUUAUUUAUUAUUCAUUUAUUUAUUUUAUUAUGGUCUGAUCUAUACAUACAUAUACAAUUAAAACAAUAUACAUACAGUGAAUUGUAUAGCCAUUCUUUUAAGAACUAUAACAGACUGUUAUAGUUUAUAAGAGACGCAACUCCACAGUCCAUAUUACAGAGAUCUAUAAUACAACUGUAAUAUCUUCUGUAGAUUUACCUCCCUUAUUUACGUUAAUUAUACACAUUUACAUGUCAAUAUAAACACAUCAUAAUUAAUAUCUCUAAGACAUUUAUAAGUAAAACAGCAUAUUCCAGGCAUUGAAUGUUAUACUUAAAAUAAUUAAAUUGUACUAAUAUUUAUACCUACAAUAUAACUGUAUGAGUAAUAACAUUAGGGUUGUAAAUAUUAAAAUGGAAGAAUGAAAUCUCAUUACUGUACUAAAUGGUACCCUAAAUGGUUGUCUCCUUAUAAAUGUACUAAAAUCAUCUAUACAUACUUAUUAUACUUUGUCUUUAUACAUUCUAAAAGUUUGAUGAUAACCACUGACCUCAACUUAAAAUCUGCCAUAAAUAAUUUGUUAAUAAAAUACUGAAUUUUGUAAAUGUGGCACUAUUGCGCAUAACAAAAAAAUGUCUUACAAAGUCAUAUAUCACUCAUGGUCAGACCAUGAAUGGACUGGUCAGUGGUGAUUAUCAAAACAGGAAGAUAAAAUUUUCUAGUUGGUUUAAAAAUACAUUUAUAACAUUUAUACAUUAAAAAGUUCUUUUGCUAUUAAAAUAUAUAUACAUGUACUUUUUGACACCUGUUUUAACUGAAAUUGU
Messenger RNA from Ruditapes philippinarum (Manila clam), 5650 nucleotides. RefSeq lists its product as uncharacterized. Bases 485 to 2716 code for a protein of 743 amino acids. The record is from RefSeq and is a predicted model, not a curated record. The transcript is spliced from 6 exons. Lineage: Eukaryota; Metazoa; Mollusca; Bivalvia; Venerida; Veneridae.